This is a messenger RNA of Periconia digitata, 1209 nucleotides long. The record is from the annotation of a GenBank genome assembly. Lineage: Eukaryota; Fungi; Ascomycota; Dothideomycetes; Pleosporales; Periconiaceae.
AUGAUAUAUCUGGUUGGUUCUGGGAUUGGAUUGCAGCCGAAAAAUAUCAUGACCCGGACAAGCUCGUUUCUCAAUCACUGGGCGAGUCAAGGCAUGCUCGCCGCAUUUUCCUCCUCGCCUGACCCCGAAUGCCCUACAUGGCUUGAUGCGGAACAGCUGGUAGCACGACUAAUGGCACCCAUUGUCGGGGCGCGCGACGAUGAAGUCGCCAUGAUGGGCUCGUUGACAGCGAACCUGCACUACUUGCUGGCUACGUUCUACCGCCCACAUGAAGGAGGAGGAUGCCGAACUCGUAUUAUCAUUGAAGAGGGAGUCUUCAAUAGUGACCUAUAUGCUGUUCAGUCGCACGUUGCGUGGCAUGGUCUCGAACCUGCUGUCGAGAUUAUACCGGUCGCCCGCAAUAGGCAUGACUUCCUAUCGACGCAAGCAAUUCUAGAGACUAUAGAUGCACACUCUAAUACUGCGGCAUUGCUACUAUUGUCUGGUGUUCAGUUCGACACCGGCCAACUACUUGAGAUACCUCAAAUUACAGCGUAUGCUCGGGAGAGAAGUAUUCUAGUGGGGUGGGACCUUGCGCACGCCGUUGGGAACGUCGAACUUCGAUUGCACGACUGGAACGUCGACUUUGCUGUUUGGUGCUCAUACAAGUAUCUGAACGCUGGCCCUGGGGCGACCGGCGGACUAUUCUUGCAUGGCAAACACGGAACCAGUGAAGUAAACCCACGGCUGUCUGGUUGGUGGGGUAUGCCUGUGUCGCAAAGAUUUACUUUGCAGAAGCAAUAUGUUCCAAAUGCGGGCGCUUCAAGAUUUCAGCUUUCCAGCCCAUCCAUUCUCGAUAUUACAGCCGUCACCGCCUCACUUGUCAUCUUCGAGAAAGCUGGCAUGCGAGCGAUAGUUGAGAAAUCUAUAAAGCUGACGGGAUAUCUGGAGACCCUACUCGAUUCUCUUGAAAAUCCCGGCUUAUCAGCCUGGCCAUUGUGGACUAUAAUCACCCCACGGGAUAUAAAAUACCGCGGCGCAAUGCUAAGUCUCCGUUGGUAUGAGCCUGAGUGUCUUGAGCGGGUAGUAGGGUAUCUGAAAGUACGUGGGGUUUUGGUCGAUGUGCGAAAACCGGAUAUUAUGCGCAUCACUCCAGCCCCUUUGUACAAUACAUUCGAGGAAAUCAACCAUUUCGUGGAGGAACUCAGAAGAGCCGUAGCCGAAGCUUGA